AUGACCAUCUCCCAAGAACUGUCAUCAUGGUCCUCUCCAUCGUACAUCGAAACAUCGUCGGCUCCUUCAGUUGGCAACAAAGCACCGUCGUGCCCACAGUUGGUCCUUCCGGCUGUUGCCGAAGCCACAUUUCUCACAAUGAGAAACGCAGCAUCCCAAUACCCUAAUAUCAAUUUCAUGGCCAUCUCCCACAGUGACAAGCCUUCAACAGACAAAUGGCUCGAAGCAAUCGGUGGUACUGGUGGUGCUUCGUCAGCCUCCGUGAGUGUGCUUGUCGAUGCUGAGCGUGAAAUCUAUGCAAAAUGGGGCUUGGGUGUUGUGCCCUGGAGCCAUGUUCUAAGUCCAGGGGGCUUACUGGGGGUUUGGAAGAUCGGGAAGGAGAACGGUAUUUGGAAUAGACUUACUGAGAGUGGGAGUAGGUGGCAGUGUAGCGGGCAUUGGGCCGUUGAUGAGGAGGGCGUUGUGCGCUGGGGUGGUCCUGCUGCUAGAGCGGAUGAGGUUAUUGAUAUUGAGGCGGCUAUCGGUGCUUUGCAAAAGACUGAUACACGCUGA
This is a messenger RNA of Penicillium antarcticum, 552 nucleotides long. RefSeq lists its product as uncharacterized. The transcript is spliced from 2 exons. NCBI's taxonomy places the organism in Eukaryota, Fungi, Ascomycota, Eurotiomycetes, Eurotiales, Aspergillaceae. The record is from RefSeq and is a predicted model, not a curated record. The coding region runs from base 1 to 552 and encodes 183 amino acids.